Messenger RNA from Siniperca chuatsi (mandarin fish), 2915 nucleotides. RefSeq lists its product as uncharacterized. The coding region runs from base 193 to 999 and encodes 268 amino acids. The transcript is spliced from 2 exons. The record is from RefSeq and is a predicted model, not a curated record. NCBI's taxonomy places the organism in Eukaryota, Metazoa, Chordata, Actinopteri, Centrarchiformes, Sinipercidae.
AUUUAAGUUACAGCUUCCUCUGUGGGAUACUGCCCCCAUCCUGACGUCAGUUGGAUGAGGGAUUUUCCUCAGAAACCCAGCCUCAAACUGACGCAUUCACAUAUCAGCUCUUCGGCAGCAACUUAAGGCUCACACACACAUCCACGCAUGAACACCAAUCAGCAUGCUACCUGAGACUCUCCUCCAGCAGUGAUGCCUGCCCUCAGCCCACCUGCCCCGCUCCUCUGUGUGCUGCUGUGUGUGUCGAUGGCUCUGCAGCGCUCUGACAUGCGCCUGGCUUAUGUGACCCACAACAGCUUUUUCUACUACUCCUGCAGCCAAGACCCGCAACCCUGCAGCGUCUCAUCACUUGCAGACUGCAGAUGCAAGGACAUCCAGCUUUCCACGCUGCACCGCCCCCAGUCGCACUCGUCUCCUGUUUUCCGGAUGAGACGUUUAACUGUUUGGUUCACGUCGCCGUUAAACACGGCACGUCUGCUCAACAAUUCGGAGGUGAGGCACCUCACCCUGAUCCACUGUGGCCCUGGAGGAUCCAGAGGGACAACUUUUUCUGCCCUGGAGAGACAUUUUGCUGUGCAGCACCUGGAGAGGCUGACAGUGGUGAACCUGUCACAGAGGCCGGGUCCAGAUGCAAACAGAGCCAAGAACACAGACUCAGACACUGACCCAGACAGAGAUAAUGGUGCUCACCUUGACACAAAUACAUACAACAGGGAUAAAGACACAAACCUGGACCUGAUUUCGGACAUGAAGAGAGAUUCCUUGGCUUUGUCCUCAUCCCAGAUCCAAGACAUCUUCCUGGGCAGGGAGCUGGGAGCAGCAUAUCACGAACAGGCCAGACUGGGAAUCAUCCACAGCUCUGUGCUGGAGUGGGGAGCAGUGGUCAAAGCCUACACAGUCCAGACUCACAUAGACAAUGACGGCGUGCUGCCCUUCCCUGACCUCCACCUGCCAAAAUUACCAGAGACAUCUGUCAUAUAUGUCAGCUUUGUGUACUGACACCAAGUUACUUUUUGAUGAGUAUAGGAGGGAACAACAGGAGGAAGAAGAUCCAGUGUACAGCACCUGCUUUUCUACGAUAGAACACUCCUGGACGAAUGAGGGACUACACCGUCUUAUUCAGCACCUGUACACAAUCACUUUCUUGUUCACCAGAGAUCCUAAAUUUUGGAUCAAAUUUAAGAAUUUUGAGUCCUUUUUGUUGCAGGCCUACACAUCUGAUUUACAUUUUUGACUUAAGAAUAAUCCCUUGAUCCUAAAAUGGGAGAUAAAGUGGUCAUUAGUUUACAGAUUAUGUUGCAUUUAAAGUUAGGCUCUUAAGUAAGUUUCUUCAAGCUGCAUGUUGGAGGAAGAUUAAACAAAGCUGCUCCUUGAUACAGAACCAAGCAAAAGUUUGAGAAAAUGUUUAACAUUUGUAAUUAAAGUCAUUCAGUGUGUGUUAUUUAUAAAACUUUGUAAGAGUGAACACUGACACAAUGAAACUGAUCAAAAACUGUUUACAAAAGAUCCUGGUAAACAUACUGCAGUAAUUUUCUAAAAGUGGGGAAAAUUGUCAAACUUUCUUGGAUAGAAACUGAGAAGGAAACUAAAUGUGUCUGGGAGAUUUUCCAUUUGUUUUCAGUAAAAGCACAUUUUGGCACACACACACGUAAAACAAUAUUUGAUUUUCUUGUCCAAUAGCUUUAAUCAUUUUCCCAAGUGUCCGAAACCUUUGCACAGAUGUUCAGCAUGUUAGAACAAAAUAAGCAGCUAAUGAGAGACCCUCGGAGGGGCCAGAAUAACCUGCCAACCCAUCCAGCUGAAGUGUCCUUUGUUUCUAAAUCCUGUUUGUCCUAAGUUGUUGGUGUUAGCCCCAAAAUGAAAUGAAAGUGGGUGGCCGGGUGGCUCUGUUAACCUUGUUUUUCCUCUCUUCCACAAAGAGAGAAAAUGUGAACUUCCACCAUGAAGUGAAUCCCACAAAAGCUGUGAUCCGGUUGCUGAAUUCACACUGAAAGUACAGUGAGGCUGAUUGUUUUUUCAGCUUUUCACACUGCCACAAAAGAUCCAGUAUCCCAUGUAUUUGAAUAAUCUGAGACCUUUUCUAGUUAUGUAGUUAAAUGAUGACUCAGGAAUUUCAUCAUUUGGACUUUGGGUGCAGCAUGAACUCCUCCCAGCUCUGCUUUUGCAUUUCUACAGCUGACCCUGACCUAUGACCUCUGGUCCCUGUGUAAAAGGUCACAAAGACUUCAAUAAAUUAUAUAGUUAAUUUGUUAUUCGUGGCUGAACUUGGGGCAGUGGUGGGCGGGAGGUCGUCGGUUCAGUCCCUGGACUAGCAGGAAAAAUCUGGGAGGGGAAAGUGAAAUUGCCACCACUGAGGUGCCCUUGAGCAAGGCCCUUAACCCCCAUAAAUGUGUGUAACUGUGCGAAUGUGAUCAGGGCGUUCCUGCUAAAGAGAGGCUUCCUCUCAGUGAAACUUCCCUGAAUAAAUAAAGGUUAAAUACUAAUAAUUAAAAAAAUACAAUAAACAAGUGGUACUAGUGGCAUUCCAAAGAAAUGCGUGAUGCAUGUUUGCUUCCAUGAUUAAACCACAAGAUGGCAGCAGAUACAUUUGAAGCAAACUGAAGUGUUGAGGAAGGACUGAGCUGAUUGACAGCUUGAAGAAAAAUGGUUGUUGUUUUUUCUUCUUUGUAUUUAAGUUUUCUACAACUCUAAUCCAGUAAACAUAAAAUUUAACAAAUGUGUCAUGACACAUCUCAGCACUUUAAAAGCUUGUGAGGAAUAUUAUGUUUUAGGAUAGAGGUAGGCCUAUACUGUUAAGAGUUAAUAAAGUAUGACCUGAUAUUUAUUUGUUAAAAACAAAAAAGACAAAGAAAUUGACAGUGUCAUCGCUUGCAUUUGUUUACAAGGAAAACAAUAAAUAAAUUAUUUACUUAUCA